Molecule: messenger RNA, 2512 nt
Organism: Seriola dumerili (greater amberjack)
Lineage: Eukaryota; Metazoa; Chordata; Actinopteri; Carangiformes; Carangidae
Product: ran GTPase-activating protein 1-like
Exons: 16
Coding region: 87-1817 (576 amino acids)
Biological process (GO): activation of GTPase activity; signal transduction; nucleocytoplasmic transport
Cellular component (GO): cytosol; nucleus; perinuclear region of cytoplasm
Molecular function (GO): small GTPase binding; GTPase activator activity
Source: RefSeq, a predicted model, not a curated record
UAGUGUGUGCUGGAUUUGGUUUUAAACGACAGGGGCGAGCGGGAGUGUGUAACUGGACUGGAUUCAAGCAGUGUUGUGGUGUCCAGAUGGCGACAGAUAUUGUUGCGCAGUUGGCCGACUCUCUGGCCCAGACAGGAGUAGAGGAAGGAGAGCUGAGCUACAAAGGCCAGGGAAGAAAGCUGAAUGAUGCCCAGUCAGUGGAGGAGAUGGUGAAGGAGAUCCAGGACUUUGAGGGUUUAAAGGCUCUGAGGUUGGAGGGGAACACUGUCGGUGUGGAGGCAGCACAGGCCAUCGCCAAGGCCCUAGAGACUAAGAGCGAGUUCAAGCGCUGUUAUUGGAGUGACAUGUUCACAGGUCGCCUGCGCUCUGAGAUCCCACCUGCCCUGAAUUCACUGGGUGAUGCUCUGAUGCUGGCAGGUGCCAGGCUGACCGUUUUAGACCUCAGUGACAACGCCUUCGGACCAGACGGGGUGAAGGGCAUCGAGAACUUGCUCAGGAGCACCGCCUGCUACACACUGCAGGAGCUGCGGCUCAACAACUGUGGCAUGGGCAUCGGAGGGGGGAAGAUCUUGGCUGCCUCGUUGAUCCAGUGUCAUAAAAAAUCCAGUGCAGAGAGCACCCCCCUCAGCCUGAGGGUGUUUGUUGCAGGGAGGAACCGACUGGAGAACGAUGGAGCCACUGCCCUCGCUCAAGCUUUCCAGUUGAUGGGCAGCCUGGAAGAGGUUCACAUGCCCCAGAAUGGCAUCAAUCACCCCGGUGUGACAGCCCUGGCCACAGCCAUGCAGCACAACACAGGACUCCGCAUCCUCAACCUCAACGACAACACCUUCACUGAGAGGGGGGCGAUCGCCAUGGCUCAGGCUCUGAAACACCUCCGCAGCAUCCAGGUGAUAAACUUCGGAGACUGUCUGGUGCGGCCAGCAGGAGCCAAAGCUAUAGCGGAAACUGUAUCAGAGGGACUCCCAAUCCUCAAGGAACUCAAUCUGUCAUUCGGCGAGAUCACAGAGGACGCUGCUCUGGCUGUGGCACAAGCAGUAAAGGACAAAGACCAGCUGGAGAAACUGGACCUAAAUGGUAACUGUCUAGGAGACGACGGCUGCAAAGCUCUGAAAGACGCCAUGGAAGGCAUGAACAUGGCCGAGCUUCUAGGAUCACUCAGUGAUGACGAGGGUGAACCAGAGGAUGACGACGAGGACGAGGACGAAGAUGAAGAGGAGGAUGACGAGGAGGAGGAUGUGGAUGAGGAGGAAAUAGAGGAGGAAGAGGAAGAAGAGGAGGAAGUGGAAAGCAAUGGCAACAAGUUGUCCACCCCGGCAUCAGCACCGCGGCCACCAGAUGUCUCCUCCUUCCUCAGCUUUCCGUCCCCUGACAAACUGCUCAAGCUCGGGGCAAAGAGAGCUUUGCUGAUUGAGCAGCAGGUGGAUGUAACAGAUGCUGCAAAAACAGCUGAAGCCUUCCUCAAGAUUGCAUCAGUGUACAAGGAGGAGAAUAAUGAUAUUAAGAAUGCAGUGUUGGACAGUAUCGAUGCUCUUCUGAAGAAAGCUUUCACCACUCCUUCCUUCCAAGGCUACAGCUUUGUAUCAUCCUUGUUAGUGCUGCUUGGACUUAUCAAGAGUGAGGACAAGGUGAAGCCUGUGCUCGUUGUUCCCGGUCACCUCCACGCGUUGGAGCACGUCGUUCGACAGGACUACUUCCCCAAAGAGAGCGUGGCUGUGCUGGAGGCCUUCAUGUCCCGAAACAACAAGGCCAUGGAGUCAUGUGGCAAUGCCAAAAGAGGCCUCCAAUCCACACUGCAGAGAGUCCAAUCUGAGAGCUGAAGACUGGACACACACACACACACACACACACACACACACACACACACACAGACUGAACUUUGACUGAUCACUGCUGGACCUUAGGAAACCGGAACAGGAGCAACACUCCACUCAGGCGCACUUCCCUGUGUCACCACAGACCUUCAGCACCAACUCCUUUUCUGGACUCUGGACUGGACUUGAAUGCUUCGUGUUUUGAAGUGGACUAUCCUCUUAUGGCGUGGACUAAUUGAAGUACUUCCGAGUACACUCAUCUAACCACAGGACAGCACUGACAACUGUGUCUUCAUGCUCUUUGUAUCAUGGUGAAUUAGAAAGGCCUCGCUCCCCACGUGACCCAAGAUCUGUCUCCUGGUCAGUGACUGAGGCACACAUCACACUUUGGGGCAAACUAGAGAGUAAACUAAAGUUCUCACCAGGACUGAACAUCAGCUGUUGUACAUUUUCUAUUUCAUAUCUACCUUUACUAUUCUUUUUUUUUUUUUAUCAAAUGUUUAUUAAAUUCCCCAAAAUAUGAUCAGACAACAGUUUUAUUAAAUAUGUGUUGAGUGUUAAAUAUGAUCAAAAUAAGGCUGUAAAGUAUAAUAAAUCAAAAGGGAGUGAAUAGGUCUAAAUGUAUUUUCUGCCUUUAAUGAGACACAAAGUGCAAAGUUUUUGCAUUUGUGUUUCAAAAAUAAAGCUGUUUUGAGUGUUGA